Molecule: messenger RNA, 663 nt
Organism: Schistosoma rodhaini
Lineage: Eukaryota; Metazoa; Platyhelminthes; Trematoda; Strigeidida; Schistosomatidae
Source: the annotation of a GenBank genome assembly
AUGCUUUGUGAACUAUGUAGAGUUGAGUUUUCAUCGUCGAAUAAAAAGAAAUCCUGUAAAAUAUGUGGCUCAGUACAAUGUUCGAGAUGUUUGAAGUUUAAACUUGAAAAAUUCAAGCCAGUAUGUUUGGAUUGUUAUUAUGAUAAUAAAGGUUUGAAUGAAUCUGAAGAACAACUUUGUUCAUUCGCUUCUUCAAGUCGUGCAUUUCUUGUAGCAUCAAAAUUAAAACCUAAUAAAACUUGUCAUGAAAUUCGCUCACGCAAUGAUCCGAAGACUGAUGAGCUUAUUAAGAGGUUUGAGAACCUUAAGAAGAAUCAAGUCAAAGAAGAUGUCUCUCUUUUAGAAUAUCGAUUCCGACAGCUCAAAGGACUGGCUGAAGAAAAACCUGCUUCUUCUGAAAACUCUUCAUUACCAAAGGCCGAUCAAGUUUCUAAAAUUGUGGAACAGUACAUGGAAGAAGCACAGAUUGAUGCAAAAUGUGGUGUUGAUUUUGGUCUGGACGAUGAUCCCACUGUAAUGGAAAAUUCUCCUUCGUGCUAUAUGUGUGAAGGAGUUGCUGAGUUGUCGUGCAGAGAAUGCGACGAUAAUUUUUGCAAACGGUGUUUCAAUAAGACGCACAAUAAACGAGAGAGAUUCGAACAUCAAACUGGAAUUUGCAAAUAA